GCAUUACUUUUAGCUUAUUUUCCAAAACAUCACGUGACCAAAUUUGUUUUCAUCUCCCGCCGAUUGUCACACGUGCUUCUAGUAAAAGAUUUAUAGACAUGUCUGCAAAGUUAAAGAAAACAAUCAAGGAGAAGAUCCAGGAUAUCAAAGACCAGAGAGACGUUAUUGUUGCAUUUUUAAAUGAAUUUGUCUCUGAGGCUGAAAGUAAAGCAGAUGAAUUGCUUGCCACCAAAGAUGCUGGUCAUUUCAAUAACUACUAUAUUGAGGUCAUGCAGCACCUGGACAGGUGUUAUAACACCUUUGUAUUGCUGUCAGCAGAGGCAGAGGAAAAAAUAAAUGGUGGAAGCAUCGCAAAGGGAGAUGAUGACAGUUUUAGUGAGGGAACCGAGGAUACUGAGUUGGGUGCUACAGCAGGGGCAAACACAACCAGGGAUCUUCGCUCAUCUUCCAUGGACAGUCGCCAUGAUUCAACAAAAGAUAACCAAAGUCUCUCAAAUUCUAGGGCCAGUAAUUUUCUGUGUACUACAGUAGACCCUAGUGGUGAUAGAGAUCGUGACCAAUGUCAAUCGGCCAAGCCAGAUUCAUUUAGUGUUGCAGCUACAGUUGUCAAUGUGAAUACUCUAGAUUGUGAAAACAGAAACUCUGACAUCAAGUUAAGAACAAAUGCAGACUCUAAAUGCAACAUUGUCCAAAGCUCGGUCUUGGUUUGUGAAGAUGUGAACUUGAACAAGCAAACAAACAAACCUAGUGCAGUAAAAGGUGUACUCAGUGUAUUGAGGCCAGAACAAGGGGACGUGGAUGAGGAGAAUCGCACAGAAGAAUCAACAAAAGAAAAACAAUCCCAAGAGCAACAGAAAAUGCAGGUACAAGAAAAUGUGGUGAAGAAGGACCAGGAAAAUACAGAGAUUAUCCAUAAUAUCCAUCCAGAACAAGAAAGUUGUAUUUUAGAACAAAAAGCUAUAAAAGUGGAAGAAAUCCAAUCUGCAGAGGGUAAAAUUAAGAAUCUAGAAAAGGAUCACAGCAAGAAAAGUUCUAAAAAAGAAGGUAUUCAGCUAAGCCAAGCUAUUUUAACAGAGCCAUCAACACAGUCUUUAGAGAAUAACAGCCUUUCCCUGUCCAAGGAUUGUCACUCUUAUGUAGGAUUUGGAAAUUCCUGUCAGCCAAAGCUGGACAUUGAUGUGGCUAAGCGCUUUCUGAGGGGGGUUAUUCAGCAAGCUAAUGAGGAUAACAUGAAGCUUAACAAUGAAAAACAAGAGAGGAAGAAAAAUGCAAAAGGAAGAGAGAAAUUACAGAAAAGCAGAAAUACAUCAAGAGAUGACGCAGACAUUGUGUCAGAAACAAAACAUACUGACAGUAAGACAGGCACUCAAAAUAACGAGGAGAAACAGAUUCAAAAUGAGGCAGUUACUUAUGAAAAUGAGGCUGUUCCAUUUGAAUGCAAGGAAAUAGGAUAUAAAAGUGAAACAGAAGUUAAAGAUCCUAUGAAAGAGACCAAAGAAUUAGUUGUCCAUUCAGAUUGUAAGGAACAGGCUUCUUCUAAAUAUGUAAAGGAUGUGUUAGUGGAAAACAAUUUGAAUCAGCAAGAUGGCAAAGCAUUGAGUGAAACAAAUGAUGAAACAGUGCAAGAUGACCAACUAUUAGCAAAGCAAGAAACAAAGAAGAGUCAAGUCUUGAAAGGUGCAGGGACAGAUUCUGGUGACAGUGUGAAAUGUGUGGAAGGCAAAACAGGAACUGACUCCAACAAACAGCAAUCAUUUUGUGUAGUAAAAGACAGUGUUGAAACAAGUGAUCUUGCGGAGACUGCAACCGAACAAUCUUCAUCCAAGAAUACUGACAAUCAUGGAGGUCUUAUUAAGAAUGAUGACCAAACAUUGAACAUUGCAGAAAAAGAUGACUAUGGGAAGGGGCCUGGUCUUCGUUAUGAAGUGUUGGAGAACAGUAAGAUACACAGUGUCAUUGUGAGUGAAGCCAACAGUCCCUGGAUGUUUUACGUGCAGAAAUUCACCACAGACUUGGAAGAAAUGAUGAAUGAUCUAAGAACAGUGACAGAUUUAGAGCCUAUAAUUUCACCCACAGAAGGAAUACUUUGUUUGGCACAGUUUUCUAAAGAUGGCAAUUUUUAUAGAGCUAAAGUAGUAGAGCUUUGUUCAAAAGGAAAAGAUAUCUCGGUAGAAGUCCUUUUCUUGGAUUAUGGUAAUGGUGAAUCCAGAAAACCCUCCCAUCUUAGAAAGUUACCACAGAAGUAUGCCAGUCUACCUGCCCAGGGAAUUCUGUGUGCACUAUCUCAGGUGGCUCCUAACAAUAAGUAUGGAAUAUGGACGGAGGAUCAGAUCACGCUAUUUACACAGAUUGUUUCAGGGAGACACUUUAACUGUAUGCCGUAUCAUGUCUCCACCAAACCAGACCUGCCCUCCAUUGUGGGUCUCUUCUUUAACAUCCCUGAACAAGUUAUUAAAGAUGGAAAUAUUGUUAUGCAGCCUGGACCAAAACAAAUAAGUAUCCACGAGUACCUAAUAGAAAAGGGAUUAGCCAAGUCAGUAACAGUAGAGGAGCAGCUACAGUUACUUUAUACCCUUCAACAUCAGAAAGAACCAGCUGAUCAAGUGGACAAAAAUCCCACACUGGCUGGCCAGGGAGAUGAAAAGACACAAAACAUAGACCGCAAGGGAUCAAUUCAGAGUCAGUCUACAGUAAACCUGGGUAGUAGCAUGGAGACCCUGUCUGACAGCCUACACAGCCUUCCACGACUUCCUAAGCCCACCACCAGGGAGGAGAGGGAGAGGAAAGCCUUGGAGGAAAAAGACAAAAGAGAGGCCAAGCAGAGAGAGAAGGGUGGCAGGUCUACGGGCGUAAAACACACAAAAACGGAGUCAAGAGGCGUAAAAGACAGUUCAAAAUCAAAAGGUGUGAAGACAAAGAGUGCUAAAGACAGUCCUAGAUCAAAGAUAAGGAAAUGUGAUGACAAAGUACAGACAGAGGAUGAUACUCUCACUGAUUCAACCCGACCUGUUUGUUCCACUCCGGUUAAAGGCCAUGGAAUACACAAUAACCUUAACAUUGAGAAGUCACUGGAUACUGCCUCCGAGCAGGGAGUGGAAAACCACAAUUGUGUUCAGAACAUCACGGAGAUCAAGAUCAAGAAUGUGGCUGAAGACUUAGUGUCUGUUCGAUCCUCGGAGACGGAGAGCCUUCAUUACGCUGAAGACAAAUCUGUCAAUCUACCAACCAACAUUGAUGUGGACAUCCCAGGUCUGAAAGUCAUGCUGUCUCAUGUAGAAUCUCCAUCUAAUUUCUAUGUUCACCUCGUGUCCGAGGUGUCUGCCAAAACUAUUGAUCAUAUGCACAUAAGCUUGAAUAAGACAAUGGAGGAAACAUCUAAGAAACAGCUGCAGAAGAUGAGCAAAUCAUACAAACCAUCAGUGGGAGAUUUGUGCUGCGUGCUGUUUUCCUACGAUAACCAGUAUUACAGAGGACUUGUUAUGGGGCUUGAGUUGGCAUCACCUACUAAAGGCUCUGGAAGUAAAGAUUCUAGUUCAGAAAAUGUUGGAAAGGUGUCAGUGUUUUACUUAGACUUUGGAAAUCAUGAAGUGGUUCCCAAGAGGAGAGUGUUCCCCCUACCUCCCCAGUAUGUAGAUCUUCCAGGAUUGGCUCUGCAUGUCUGUCUGGCCUACAUCCAGCCUAGUGUCGCCAGGGGCUCUCCUAAAAAGGAGGUCAAGUGGACAGAAGAGGCCACCGAAAAGUUCAUCUCUUUAACAGGAUUUGAUUCUGCCAUGAGUAUGAUUAUUGUGGAUGGGGAUAUUCAAAUGAUGCUUGAAAAACAUCCAAAUGAAGUAGCGAAGAUGGAUCCUUUGCAAGUGCUUUUGGUUGACAACACAAAAGAAGAGGAGGAUGUUUGUGUGAACAUGGACCUCAUCAGACUAGGACUGGCCAGGCUAUGUGCCACAGAGAACUCUUCCAAAGAACCACCCAACAGUCUUCAACAAACAGUGACUUCCCCUGAUCAGAUGAAGGACUGGAACCCGAUGAUGGAGGAUUACAUGGAUGCACGAAACUCCUACAAAGUGGAUGUGGAUGAUGCAGGAGUGGCUACCGUAGGCUAUAAGGGGCAAGACGACCAGAAGAUUUGCAGAUUUUACCAGAAAAACAGGUGUUGGAGUGGAGACAGAUGUCCGUACAGACAUAUUAUUGUCCCAGAAGGUGCUUUGACAGCGGAUGUGGACUAUGUGUACGGUGAUGUUAUGGAGGAGUACUACCAGGAUGGACUCCCGGACCCAGGGACCUGGAUAGCCUGUGAAGUGUCCGCCAUUAUUAACCCCGCCCACUUUUACAUUGUCCUGCCUUUUGGCAAAGAGCCGCUCGCUUCUCUGGAACCUGCUAAAAAAGAAGGUAGUGCAUCUGAUGGUUAUGGAAGUUUUCAACAGGAGACCUUAGAGGACCUGAUGGCUAGCUUGCAAGACUUCUAUGGUGGCAAGCAGUUUGAGGGGAGUUACGUAGACUAUGCCCCUGGAGAAGUGGUGGUAGCCCGCUACAGUGUGGAUCUCCAGUGGUACAGGGCCCGAGUCAUCAGCUCAGGGGACAGGAAAGUAGAGGUAUUUUACGUUGACUUUGGUAACAAGGAGUUUGUGUCGGACACCUCCAUUCGUAAUAUUGACCCCCAGUUCCUUCACCUGCCGUUCCAAGCCCUGGAGUGUUUCCUUGUUGAUAUAGAACCAGUAGGGGGAAGAGACAGUUUUUCUCAGGAAGCAAGGCUUCAAUUCAGAAAAUUGGUUGAUGGGAAGACGCUCGUUGCAUACAUAAAAUCAAGGUCUUGGAGUGGUUGUGCCUGGGUGGAGCUCUUUGAUACCACAGGGGAGGAGGAUAUCAGCAUCGCAGGGUCACUGAUUGAGAGGGGCCUGGCCCAGGAGUCAACUGUCCUUUCUAGCACCACCAGUGGGCGGGGUAGUAACACUUCCAGUCUUGUGUCAAGUCAGGAGUCCUUGGUCUUAAUCCCUGGAUAGGCAGCCGUCCAAUCAGUGUACAGGGAUUUACGGUCCAAUGGACUGAUGCCAACAUUAAAUUUGACAUUUUUAUUUGUCAGGUUUUUUUAUCUUCAAGGAAGUAUAUUUUUCCUUUUAUGAAAGGCUAAAGAAGUCCAUUUUAACUUGCUUGAAUAUAAAUUUAUGUAAAGAUUAUUUCAUGCGUUCAAUGCAAUUUAGCACCAGUUAGAUUCAAAUUGAUAUUCUUGUUAGGAAGGUCAGUUUAAAAUUCAUAUGUUUAUUGAUGUAUCAAAGGUGGCAAUAUAUAUAUUUAGGUUUUUAAACCUGAUUUUCAUGUAAAUAUCAUACUCUUACAAUAAUUGAUACUUUUUGUCACAAGUUAAAACAGUAAACAACACUUUAAAUUUCAUAUAUUCAUAGUGUGUCAUUAAAAAGCAUUUUUCUUUAUCUUAUUGUUAAACUUCUGAUAAUUUUUUUUGUAAGUAAUUAUUAAACUGUGUUCCUUUUGAUAUAAAGUAAAUGUUUAUUUUGUAACUUGCAGUAUUAUGUAAUAUGUAUUUUGUCCAAAUAGACAAAGCAAAUUGUGCCAAAAUGUUUCUGUCCUGUUUUAAAAAAUGCAAGAAGAGCAAUAAAGCUGUUAUAAUUCUCACA
Magallana angulata is the source of this 5627-nucleotide messenger RNA. RefSeq lists its product as uncharacterized. The transcript is spliced from 20 exons. Gene Ontology annotation, biological process: spermatogenesis. Gene Ontology annotation, molecular function: metal ion binding. Bases 99 to 4997 code for a protein of 1632 amino acids. The record is from RefSeq and is a predicted model, not a curated record. NCBI's taxonomy places the organism in Eukaryota, Metazoa, Mollusca, Bivalvia, Ostreida, Ostreidae.